AUGGUUUCAGAAUAUAUUAAAAAAACGGAAAGAGAGCCAGCGGUGUAUGCAACCUCCAAUGGAGUUCCUUAUCCCAAUCAUCCCUAUGGCGCUCAAACUGCAGGCCCAGGUGGUCCGUUAUUACUACAAGAUUUUAAUUUGAUGGACGAUAUUUCCCAUUUUGACCAUGAACGAAUCCCAGAAAGAGUUGUUCAUGCUAAAGGAGGUGGAGCCCACGGUUAUUUCGAAUUGACUGAUUCAUUAUCUGACUUAACUUAUGCCACUCCAUUCCAAUCCCCUGGUUAUAAAUGUCCUGUUUCAGUUAGAUUUUCUACAGUUGGAGGUGAAAGGGGAACGCCAGAUACUAUAAGAGAUCCAAGGGGAUUUGCAAUUAAGUUAAAAACUGAUGUUGGUAAUAUGGAUUGGGUUUUCAAUAAUACACCAGUUUUCUUUAUAAGAGACCCAUUAAAGUUCUCCAAGUUCAUUCACACUCAGAAGAGAGACCCAUCUACAAACCUUAAUCAGUUAACUGACCCUUACCAUACUUGGGAUUACUUCAUUUAUAAUCCUGAAUGUUUGCAUCAAAUAACUUAUAUGUUUGGUAAAAGAGGUAUUCCAAAAAGUUGGGCAGAGAUGAAUGGAUAUUCAGGUCACACCUUUAAGCUAAUAAACAGUAAAGAUGAAAUUACUUAUAUUCAGAUACAUUGCAUUGCUGAUGCUGGAUUUAAAGGUCUUAGUGAUGAAGAGGGGAAAGAGUUGGCUGGUUCUUCUCCUGAACACAACACAAAGGACUUAUAUGAUAGAAUUGCUACUGGUAAUUAUCCAUCGUACUCUUUUUAUAUUCAAACGAUGACACCUAAACAAGCCGAAGAAUUUCGUUAUUCUAUCAAUGAUUUAACUAAGAUAUGGCCUCACAGAGAAUUUCCAUUAAGAAAGUUUGGUCGUAUGGUUUUAGAUACGAAUCCUGUUAAUUACCAUGAUGAAAUAGAACAGAUUGCUUUUUCACCUGCUCACUUAGUUCCUGGAAUUGAGCCCUCGAACGAUCCAGUUUUACAAUCUAGGUUGUAUUCUUAUUCCGAUACACACCGUCAUAGGCUAGGUGUUAAUUAUCAACAAUUACCUGUAAACAAGCCAAGGACAUUUGAUAGUAAUUCCGGAUGUUCAUUUUUGGCAGGUAAUUUUCAAAGAGAUGGGUUUGCAUCUAUUGAUAAUCAGGGAUCCAGGCCUAAUUACUUGAGUUCGGUAUUGCCUAUUAAUUCAAUAUCGAAUGAUGAAAAGUUGAGUAAGAACGGAUUACCUUCUGUGGAAGAAAAGAAAUAUCUAGGUGUUGUUCCGAAACAAUCCACUGAUAAAUAUGAAAUACUACAGAAAGAACGCAAUUUGAGGUCACAUGAAGAGAAAAUUUGGCUCAAAUCCUACGAUUAUAUAUCUGGGUUUAGUGAACUCGAUAUCGAACAGCCAAGGAACCUCUAUAAAAAUAUCAUAAGUAAGAAAGAUAAAGGAGAUUUCAUAGAGGCUAUAGUUGGUCAUGCCUCCAAAAUAAGUGUUCCUAGAAUAAAGGAAAGAGUACCUCAGUUAUGGGGUUUGAUAGAUGAAGAAUUAGGAAGUGAAGUUGCUAAAGGCUUAGGUGUAAGUUACAAGCAUCUUACAGUUGACGAGUAUAUUACAGAUCUAGGAAUAGCUCCAGCUAAUUAA
Molecule: messenger RNA, 1674 nt
Organism: Debaryomyces fabryi
Lineage: Eukaryota; Fungi; Ascomycota; Pichiomycetes; Serinales; Debaryomycetaceae
Product: catalase
Exons: 1
Coding region: 1-1674 (557 amino acids)
Biological process (GO): response to hydrogen peroxide; hydrogen peroxide catabolic process
Cellular component (GO): cytoplasm; peroxisome; mitochondrion
Molecular function (GO): heme binding; catalase activity
Source: RefSeq, a predicted model, not a curated record